GCAAGUAUUACGCAUCCUUAGUCCCUUUGUGCCUGUUUAUGGGUACAUAACUGACUGUCACCCAACUUUGCGACCUUGAAUCGUGACGACCUCUCUGGGAAUUCUAAGCUUCAGCUCGUAUUCACUUACAAAAUCGACAAGUAGUGAUGUGAAUAGUCUACUUCAUAUUUCCUUGCCGGCACAGGCCCGUCUACCCAGUCCUGCCAUUGAACUCUCAUAAAAGGAGACAGCUCCUUUCUUCAACUCUCUUCCUCAAACUUCUCUAUUCCAUCACAGAAUCCCAGAUUACACAUUGGCUAACAAAAACCAGACAUCGAGUUCAGCCCCUUCUCAGCAUUACCCAAACACAAAGGAGCAUCACACACCCUCGAAAGCCUACAAAUACCACAAACCAACUACGUCAGACUACCAUCUAGACACCACACGACCCCAAAGUUCUUCCACCACACACCAUGGCUUCUUCCCUAACCAUCCUGGAAGUUAAUCUCGCCAUAGCGGAUCUCGACCAAAUUGAGAUCUGCCAGCUUAAGGACGCUCUGAGCCAAGCUGAAGAUAUUAUCAGUCGCCUUGAGGAGCUAAAGGAUGUCGACCAGACGCAGAUAGUUCAGCUACAGGUCCAUAUCGACGAGCUGGGGAAGACGAUCAAGGCCUUACAAGAGGAGAACAGUCGUCUCCAGAAGCAGAACCAACACAUUCUUGGCAGUACCCGAGAGCCCCGCCAGCCAGCUCAGGGGCCCUCUUCCCAUCAUCAAUUCGACAUCAGCCGUACGAAUGUGUUGGCCAUGGCCUCAGAGUCCGCCUCAGCAUCGCCUGACGAGGAUGUCGCUGUCUAUCUGGAAGACUCGAAUAUGGAUGACGCCGUUAAGGAUGGCUACCUCUCUGUCUCUGACAGCGGAUUCGAAGAUGUUAGCUCCGAGACCGGUUCCGAUUCUAUCUGAAGUUCUCCAUCAAAAGGGGUUCAAAAGCAAAGUAGUAAUCCAGUUUGGACACUCAAGUCAAGUUUCUUUGGGACAUCAUCAGGAAUAGUCGCCGGACGGACGCGAGUAUGGACGUCUAAGUGCCACAUAGAAUCCUAAAGAGGAAAAGUAAGGGGAUAUGCCGCUCAAGUAUACUCCAAGAGUUGAAUGAGAACUCACAGUUUCGUAAAGUCGACGAAAAUUUCCUUCCAAGGCUCAGAAUUGCAGAUAGUUUCCGGGAGUAAUAGACAUUACUAUGCUUAGUACAGGAUCAUUUACGUCUUCUUCUUAAGAAAAGUUUACUAGUUCUUGAAUAGUAACCCGACUUUCGAAACACUCCGUAUUGAGAAAGAUCCACCAUAACCAACGACCUUCAAUCAUGCAGCGAAUACCAGACCACUUCCGGGGCAAAUAUCACCUUCCAGGUUGAUAUUCCGUCUUCCGCCC
This is a messenger RNA of Colletotrichum acutatum, 1403 nucleotides long. RefSeq lists its product as uncharacterized. The record is from RefSeq and is a predicted model, not a curated record. NCBI's taxonomy places the organism in Eukaryota, Fungi, Ascomycota, Sordariomycetes, Glomerellales, Glomerellaceae. The transcript has a single exon. Bases 453 to 938 code for a protein of 161 amino acids.